CUGGUGGAUGUCUCUGUUGUUGAACACGUUGAAGGAGAUGCAUGUCGUUUCGGUCUCCGUAUUGGGACCGUUGCGAGUAACGAAAAUCGCAUCGAUUUAAGAAGUGCUCCGCAACCGAAAGAAGAAGUCAAAAUCAUGUGGGUGAAGCGCAUUCGUGAGCUCACGCAAGCGUUACUUCCUCUAAAUCUUGGAGUGGGGCUAGAAGGCGUUCCGCCAUCUGGUAGCUCGUCAUCGGUGCCAUCCGUAUCAGCACGGUCAUCCAAGGAUUCCGCCGAUAACGAAGAAACCUCAUCACUUGAUUCACAGCGACUUUCCCUGCAAAGUGUAGACAGCAACCAGCUCUACGCUUGA
Molecule: messenger RNA, 351 nt
Organism: Strongylus vulgaris
Lineage: Eukaryota; Metazoa; Nematoda; Chromadorea; Rhabditida; Strongylidae
Source: the annotation of a GenBank genome assembly